Messenger RNA from Helicoverpa armigera (cotton bollworm), 926 nucleotides. RefSeq lists its product as uncharacterized. Gene Ontology annotation, cellular component: cAMP-dependent protein kinase complex. Bases 108 to 659 code for a protein of 183 amino acids. The record is from RefSeq and is a predicted model, not a curated record. Gene Ontology annotation, molecular function: protein kinase A regulatory subunit binding. The transcript has 4 exons. Lineage: Eukaryota; Metazoa; Arthropoda; Insecta; Lepidoptera; Noctuidae.
AAGAAACAAAGAAAAACAAAAAAAGCUGUCACAAUGACGUGACGUAACCAAACCCGAUUGUCACAAACAAAAAUAAUUUUAACCGAAAAAGAUCUGAAAGCCCCAACAUGAAUAUUCCCGAAAUAAAGUCUUAUGAGGAACAGGCUAUAGACACAGUUGUAUCUGUGAUCAACCGCGCAAAGGAGAAGUUAGGGGUCCGACAGACUUUGAAGCAGCUUGCGAACAGCCGUGACUUCGCCUGCAAUGUCAAGCUUUCCAUGAAGCCCAUUGGGCCUCCUUUCGCGAUCACCAGUGAGAAGUUUAUCAACUAUGCGAUUGAGAAGAAAUGGAAGCUUGGCGAGACCUUUAUGUACAUCGUCAGGUAUAUGGGAGGGUCUAAGGAUGAAGUGUCUCAGUACUAUUAUUUUGAGGCAAUCUUCAGCCAGCCGACGGUAGCUUACCCCAUACCUCAGGCCCAAGUUUCUGUAUUCUUCAGACUGGAAGAUAAGCAUAUCGAGCCCCCAGACGAGCGAGGCGUGCCAUUGAUGUACUUCAGGGUCGAAGGCCACUACACGGAACACGACAUGCGGUACGUAGCACUCUCCGCUGACUGGAUCCUGGCCAUGAUCAAGAUGAAGAUCAAACUGUUCCAAAGGAUUGAAGCUAUACGAAUAUUUUAAUGGCUUUCUUAAUUUUAGCGUUUUUCGCUGUAGGUUAUUUAUUUUAGAGAUGCUUUUGGAAAAUUCUUCUUUACGUUGAAGAACUGGAAUAAUCGAUAAAGGAACUUUAGCGUUUCACUUUUAGUCUAUUAGUCUUAACCUUUCCGAGAAUGUUAUCUAGAAUCUAGUCAUUUGCAUUAAUUACCUUUGGACUUAAUUGACAUCCAGUCUUUUUAUUAGUCUUGUUGUGUUCCAUGUAAAUUUGGGUGGAGUAUCAGAAAUAUAUCA